Papilio xuthus (Asian swallowtail) is the source of this 1348-nucleotide messenger RNA. RefSeq lists its product as uncharacterized. The record is from RefSeq and is a predicted model, not a curated record. The transcript has 4 exons. Bases 92 to 1261 code for a protein of 389 amino acids. NCBI's taxonomy places the organism in Eukaryota, Metazoa, Arthropoda, Insecta, Lepidoptera, Papilionidae.
UUUCUAUCAAUAUUUAUCUUUUGUAAUUCACCUAUAAAUAUGUAGUUUCGAUCACAAAUGGUACAGUUAAUUAAACACUAACAAGUACAACAUGAAAUACUUCGCAGUCUUCGCUCUCCUUGCCGUGGCUUCGGCCGCUGUGCUGCCACCCGCUGUGGUGGUCAACAACCCCGAGGUACAGGAGAUCCUGGCCGCCAUCCAAAGCCCAAGCACCGACCCCGCCACCGCUGCCGCCCUCGAGCAGCUCCUCCUCGAAGUCCUCGGUAUCGCCAAGCCUGAGCCCAUCCAGGUUGGACCCGCUAUUGUUGACGAGUACGAGCCCAUCCACGUUGGACCCGCUAUUGUUGGCGAGCCCAUCCACGUCGGACCCGCUAUCAUCGAUGAAUACGAGCCCAUCCAUGUUGGACCCGCAAUUGUUGAUGAGCAAGAAGUUUCCCCCGUUAUCCCUGCUCCCUCUGCUCAAUCCCCACUCGUUCAAAUCAUCUUGAAGAUCAACGUGCCCACCAACGUGCCCGGCUCCCCCGUUGUCGUUGAGACCGUUCCCCCUGCGCCCACUCCAGUGCAAGUUGUUGAGGAGGCCGUAGUCGGUGAGCCCGUCAUCGUCGUCGACCAGCCCGUCGUCGCUGAACCCGUCAUCGUUGCCCCCAUCCUCCCCGCUCCCGUUGUUGUUCUCCCUGACAUCCUCAACUUAUGGAUAAUGUUACAUAUAAAUACACUGUCGAAUAGUAGUAAUGCAUUGAAUACCUCGGUGAACUACCAAGUGAACCUUGAAUCAACAAUGAAAUUCUUCAUCGUAUUCGCCCUCUUCGCCGCGGCUUCGGCCAGCGUCCUGCCACCGGCAGUCAUCGCCAGCACCAACCCCGAGGUGCAGGAGAUCCUCGCGGCCAUCCAGAGCCCGAGCACCGAUCCCGCCACCGCCGCUGCCCUUGAGCAGCUGCUCCUCGAAGUCCUUGGCCUUGCCAAGCCAGAGCCCAUCGAUGUUGGACCCGCUAUUGUUGACGAGUACGAACCCAUCCACGUUGGACCCGCUAUCGUUCCCUUCCCCAUUCCCGAUGGUGGUGCCGUUACUGUCCCUGAACUGCCACCCCUAGUCCACAUUUUGAUCAAGGUGAACAAAGCUGUUGCCGGCAACCCUGUUGUCAUCGAGACCAUCAAACCUCCCGCGCCAGUGCACCCAGGCCAGGUUAUCGAGAGACCUGACCCGUCUUUCAAUCCCGACGCAGUCAACGUCGCUAACCCCGUCAUUCCCGUGCCUGUUUAAUCCUACUCGACGCAAACAACUGGACGCUUCUAAAAAUGAUUUGAGUGUUAAAAUCUAAAGUUCUAAAUAAAUAAGUGUUAAUAUGCA